AGCAUGAAUUCAUGACCCUACGAUGGCUCUAGAGUCGUCAUCUCGUCCAUAUAACACAUGUUCUCAGUCUCCUUGUCAUAGUCCUUCGGCUCGUCCUUUGCAGGAAUAGCAAGCCAGUCGCUAUGCACGUUCCCACCACGGUCCUUCAGCUCCUGCCACCGAUUCCUGCCCGUAGCCUGCCCUUCCCACAACCACAUACCAUGCAGCAUUCUGCCCCAGCCGCCCGCCGUGGCAUCCACAGAAUCGUAUUCGAACAACACUGGCUGAAGUAUUGCUCCGUGCUCGCCACACAGCUCCACGAACUCUCUCGCGGUCAGUCCCGGGGACACAACACGCAUUUCGCACAGGUCCCGGAGCCAGAGCAGCAGCAGGCCUCCGGCUUCGAAGAGCACGUACCAGGUGUUCCAGAGGAGCGGCACGAGCGCGCCUAGGUAGUGGUAUGCGUGCUCAACGUC
Phanerochaete carnosa HHB-10118-sp is the source of this 455-nucleotide messenger RNA. RefSeq lists its product as uncharacterized. NCBI's taxonomy places the organism in Eukaryota, Fungi, Basidiomycota, Agaricomycetes, Polyporales, Phanerochaetaceae. The transcript has a single exon. Bases 123 to 431 code for a protein of 102 amino acids. The record is from RefSeq and is a predicted model, not a curated record.